Phyllopteryx taeniolatus (common seadragon) is the source of this 2488-nucleotide messenger RNA. It is a transcript of the gene klhdc7a, whose product is annotated as kelch domain containing 7A. Gene Ontology annotation, molecular function: protein binding. The coding region runs from base 244 to 2340 and encodes 698 amino acids. The record is from RefSeq and is a predicted model, not a curated record. The transcript has a single exon. NCBI's taxonomy places the organism in Eukaryota, Metazoa, Chordata, Actinopteri, Syngnathiformes, Syngnathidae.
UGUGUUGAAUUAGCAUCUGACUCACCACAGGUUUUUGUGUGGCCCGAGCUCCGCCUACAAAAAGAUGCAAAUGAACCUCAACAGGUUUCAUUUUACACCCGGAGGCAAAGAGCAGCAGUCAUUGGAUCAUGGGCGCUCGUUUGCAAUGAAAACCAGCCGAUAUGCAGUUGUCAGCUGAGAGAGGUUAACAAAAGGAUCAGUCAACCGCUCAUUGCCGCCAUCGCUCCUGCUGAUGCUGCUGCCAUGGCUAUCGCAGACCUUCUAGGAGUCCAAUUCGACAUGCAGCUGCUGCUCAAAAUUAGUCUUUCUGUGGUGACAGUGCUUCUGGUGUCACUGGCCUACAGGUUCUACAAUUCUAGGGGCACGCAGGAAAUUCCAGUCCAGCAUCACGAAGAACCGCAGACUUGCCAAAGAUGCAAGACGACCCUGCUGGCUGAUGGCACUGAUGAUAAUCUACUUGGACCUUUGCUCACUUAUGAUCCAUCAUCUGACAACGGCAAGGAAACACCAAUAGAAGCUAAUCCAGCCCAGGAGGCAUGUAGCCUGUCACACAGUGAUCAAUAUUUUGGCGAAGAAGCAAUAAUAUCUUCAUCCAGUGACAAUACUCUUGACCUUCCUGAACCAGUAACGACUGGGCUAGCAAGUACAAAAGCCCGACGCUCUCCUUGCUUUUUAAAGAAGUUGGAGGGCGGUUUGGGCGUGGGCAGGGAGCUAAGGCAGGACUUGGAGCGACAUGGUGUCUACUCCAGCUUCCUCUCCAAGGCAGAGAUUAAGGUGGAGGACGCUAAACUGACGAUGUACCGUUCAGGAGACCAGGUAGUGCAAGGAAAAAUAUAUGAAUGCUAUGUGGAAACCUCUUCUCACUUUACCAGAGACCCAAACACAGUGUUGGAUCAGAAUGAAAGCAUAUCUGAGUCGCAACGAGCAGAGAUCGGAAGCCGUAGCAGCACCCUCACAGAUUCCCCUGUUUCUGUGGACCCUGACAUUACUAAGGAACCCUCCUUCCUCGGGAACACAAAUCUGAGGCCCUCCACGACAUGUGGACCUCUACGCAAACAGAGCUAUCUAGCUGCUGCAGCACAGUCGGAGCUGCCAAAUCCAGUUCCUCCCUCUAUUAGCUCAACCAACGCUGGUCCACUGUUGAUCAGUCCUUCUACAAACAAUAAAUGCCACAAUGUGAGCAAACGGUCUGAUCUAGAAGCUGUAGUAGGGAGUGGUCUGGUGUACCGUUCAGAUUUGGAAAGCCUCAAAAGUCAACUGGAUCUGGGGAACUGUUUAGAGGCACUGUUUUUGGCCAAAAAACACGACCACAGGUCAGUAGUGCAAGCAGCCAUUGAAGUUAUGUCCGACAACUACCUGCAGGUACUACUGGAUCCUGACCUUUAUGGGCGGCUUACUGAUGCCGAGCGGGAACUAAUCAGGAGGCAGAGAACAAGAGGGAGAAGAUUCAUCACGGCGGCAGAUAUGGACCCCCAAGACUGGUCGAGGAACAGCAAGAUGUUGAAAAGAAACUUGAGUGCUGUGUACUACUAUGACGACUAUGGAAACACCUGGCACAAACUUUGCUCUAUUCCACAGGAAGUCAUCAGCAAAGCCUGUGCCAUGUGCACGAUGGAUAACUACCUUUUUGUUGCCGUGGGCUGCCAAAGCACCGAGAGUGAAAUGACACCUUCCAAGCGAGUGUUUUGCUACAAUCCUCUCACAGCCAUUUGGAAGGAGAUCAGCCCCAUGAAUGAAGCCAGGCCCCGUUGCAAACUUGCCGCACUGGAUGGCUACAUCUACGCCAUUGGUGGGGAGUGCCUCACCUCGGUGGAGCGCUACGACCCGCGAUCAGACAGAUGGGCCUUUGUGGCGCCUCUGCCUAACGAUACGUUCGCCGUGGCUCAUCACGUGACCGUGUGCAACGGCGAGCUGUUUGUGUCCGGCGGUAGUCUCCGCUACAUGCUUCUGCGCUACAGCCCCAAGAGCGACACCUGGAGGGGGAGUCUGAUGAUGGGCGUCAAAGACAGGACGGCAGACAUCGUGGCCGUGGGACCCUUUCUGUAUCGCUUUGAGGUCAACCCUCUACUGGGGGUCAGCGUAUAUCGCUACCACACCGUGGCCCGACUGUGGUACGAGUGCGGAACCAAACGCCUCCGCCACUGUCCCGCGUUCCAGUGCGUGGCGAUGGACGACGUCGUCUAUUGUGUCAGCCGUCACUUCACCUUGAGGUUUGAGGCCGAUGAGAUCGCUCCAGCUUUCUCUGACGAUGAUUUGAGCGUCCCCUCUGGAGCCAAGGGCCUGCUUUUCCCCUUUGUACUGUCGCUCCCCGAUGAGAGCCCUCGGCAGACCAGCGUGUAGUAGUAGUUUAGAAUGAUGAUAACAUUCUGCCUGCAAGCACACACAAGUUCUCCAUCAGCUUGCUUUUUGACCAUGGCCAUAGCUAGCUUUGAGGUUACCCUAAGUUUUAGACCUUGGUCAAAUAUAUCCGUCUCACACUGAAACAGUA